Messenger RNA from Eriocheir sinensis (Chinese mitten crab), 857 nucleotides. RefSeq lists its product as uncharacterized. The record is from RefSeq and is a predicted model, not a curated record. Bases 133 to 756 code for a protein of 207 amino acids. The transcript is spliced from 2 exons. Lineage: Eukaryota; Metazoa; Arthropoda; Malacostraca; Decapoda; Varunidae.
ACAAUCAGAGCAAGGGGCUUCAGCCUCAACAAACAAGAAUUUGUCGACGCCAUUGCUCUGAGAUAUGGCUGGCCGAUUAAGGGACUGCCUGAUCUCUGUGCAUGUGGAUCACCAAAUGGUGUCACCCACACCAUGACAUGUAAAAAAGGAGGCUUCGUCUGUAUUCGACACGAUGAAGUGAGGGAUCUGACAGCCAGCAUGCUCGGGGAGGUAUGCCAAGACGUCACUACCGAGCCGGCGCUGCUUCCCCUGGACGGCGAACACCUUCGGUACAGGACAGCCAAUACCUCACAGGAGGCACGGGUUGAUGUAAGUGCCCGCGGAUUCUGGGUGCGCGGACAGCGGGCGUUCAUGGACAUCCGCAUAUUCGACCCGAUGGCUGCCUGUCACCGUGAGCUGCCCCUGCAAGCCGCCCACCACAGGCACGAGCAGGAGAAGACAAGGGCAUACGGUGAAAGAAUCCAACAUGUGGAUCAGGGCAGCUUCACCCCCCUCGUCUUCACCACAUCCGGCGGGAUGGGUCCCAGGGCCCAAUGCUUCUACGCACGCCUCGCGGAACUAAUCUCAGAAAAGAAGCAUCAGCCAAGGAGUCACGUUGUCGCCUGGAUGAGGUGUCGCCUCUCGUUCUCCCUGCUCAGGUCGGCCAUCCUAUGUCUCAGGGGCACCAGACACUCUGGCCCAAAAGCCACCAACAUCUCCAAUAUGGACUAUGAAGCCACAGUGGUGGAGAGUGACAUUAGGGUGGGUCGGGAGUGACUUGAGUAGGGAAGGAAAGGGGGAUCUAGACGUAAUAGAUGAUAGGUGAUUUAGUGUCAGGUAGUAUUAGUGAUAUGGUUGGAUGCCACAGUCAUUAGCGA